Messenger RNA from Ornithodoros turicata, 9987 nucleotides. RefSeq lists its product as uncharacterized. The coding region runs from base 93 to 1814 and encodes 573 amino acids. The record is from RefSeq and is a predicted model, not a curated record. Gene Ontology annotation, molecular function: interleukin-17 receptor activity. NCBI's taxonomy places the organism in Eukaryota, Metazoa, Arthropoda, Arachnida, Ixodida, Argasidae. The transcript is spliced from 10 exons.
ACAAAGUUGGCUGUGAUUGCUACUGUGGAGGAUUGUUGGAAGUCUUCCUUGCGUCUUGCGUCGAAAGGAUUUGGUGCAACCUACUCUACGCCAUGUGUCACCGUGUUGUUACUUCCUGUUUGUGUCAGCGUGCUGCUGUGCUUGGUCGCAAGCAGAGGUGUAUAGGUUCGCAAAGCAAAAUGUACACAACCGUUAUCUUGCUCUCCUCAUUUGUUUUUGUUUGUACACGCACUUUGGCGACGAAUCCGGCGAGCACGACAUUUUGCGACAAAAGCCUCGUGUCCUUGCUUUCUGACUGCUCGUUCAUGCUAGGUGGUGGCUUUAAUACGUGUCAAAUUCAUCAUACAAAUAGCUGCAUGGCUUAUGAUUUUACCUCCUGGAACAUGGCACCGCUUCAGGAAAUCACUUCCUUGGAUGCCCUUGACUAUAGGAUUUCCUUAACGACGUAUUUGUACUUAUACAAUCUUAAUUACGCCCUCUCUCUCAACAUUUCUCUGUCUGCAUCAUCUGCUGACGUGCAUGGAUUCUCGUAUUCAAUGUUGGAGUACAACUUCCCAAAGGAGGAAAGAUACAACACAUGCAGGAUAUUUGAUUUUAGGAAGUUUCAUCAUGUAGAGAAUGUCACCUUGUUUUAUGACUGUUACUUUAAUAUUAUUGGGGAUAAUAACAACAAGUUCUUCCUGCUGACUACAAGAACACUCCCAACCAACCAUGUUGCUGACUUUUAUGUCACGCUGUCUAAGUCACCUCUAAACGUAGGAGGGGAAAGUGUGUGCAACUGGGAGAGCACGGUCAUGAUUCUGAAGCAAGCAUUGCCAUUGAGGAACGUUGAGCUCCUCUUCAGCCUGGCCAAAAGAGAGCUCAUGAUUCAACAGUACAGCAUUUCAUUAAUAAGGCAUACCACGACACAGCUUGAAGAAUCCGUGGCACUGAUUGUGCAGGCAGCCACACUCUCAGUCAAUGAGACGAUGUAUCAGGUUGUCAAGAUUCCCGCAGUGAGGGCCGGGAAGUAUCACAUACAGAUUCACCCUGUACACGUUGACUGGAGCAGUCACAACUGCAGUGUUACAGCCACAGACACAUUCUCUAUACUCCCAAUUGAAAAUACAAGUCUGACUGUUACAGUAACCUUAUCUGUGAUAUGCUUCAUAGUGCUGCUAGCUGGCCUUGUGAUGUGGAUCAUACUUAGAAGAACAAGACCAUCGGCACGUCGCACAUCUCGGGUCUUUUUGCUGUAUUCAUAUGAUGACGCUGAGCAUUAUGCCAUGGUCAAGGCCUUCUACGACUUCCUUUGCACCAUUCCAGGACUUGAUGUGAUAUUUGAUGUGGCACAAGCAAAUGACAUGGGCGUGCCCCAUCGUUGGCUGCUAAACAACUUAACUAGAGUUGACCACAUCAUACUGGUAAUUUCAAGUGGAGUGUACAGAAAGGUUGAGGAUGAUUUCCGCGCCACCAGAGAGCACCACCCAUGGGGUGACCACGUGGUUCCAUCAGUCCUGCACAUCAUGAAAGAUUAUACACUGCAUGGCAGACUUGUGAAGGUCACAUUUUCCAACACUGCUGACUCAAAGAUACCGACUGUUCUAUUGUCAAAAGGAACCACGUUUAAACUUCCUCGACAGCUGAAUCGUUUCGUACAUCACCUCUUCAAUGAAAGCUGUCUCUGUCACCUGCAUUGUGUUGCAAGGCAUCCAGCGUGGUACACUAGUGAAAGAGAAAAGGUGCUUGUAGCUGCCAUACAGCAGAGGGAAAUGUGCUAUUGCAGAAUUGGAGCCAGUCAUUACUCAAAGCCACCCUAUUUUUUACAGAGGUAACUGUUAACAGGAAGGUCUCGGGAAAUCGCUGUGGCUGUAUCACAAAGCCCUCGGCUUCAGGUUGGGUUUCAGUGAUGCAAAACAAGUUAAAAUAAUCUAAAGCUAAUAAAAGCAGCUUUGAUAUACUCAGAGAUGGGUACGUUGUCACGAAUUUUCAGCAUUUCCUGUCCCACUUUUGUCCCAAUUUUAGUCAUAUUUCUGUCCUGCUAAUCCCAGCUGUACCGCAAUUUCACGCAUAUUAGCCACGGCUUAUGGGCACAGUGUGGCUUAUCUAAUGACUAUAUUCCCCUGGUAUUUUCCCUAUACACCAGUUUCGAAGAAGGGGCUGACAGCGUCUCUGGAACAGCACCACCUUGCCAAUGCACAAACAAUGCGUAACAGAGCCACGUCCACAUUCGAGUAGACUGACCUUCCUGGUGCCUUUUCCCAAGCAGCUUUAACUAAAGUGGUGGCAGUGAUUCAUGUCUCCUGGGAGGCCACUGACCCAUCAAUCCAUGAAAAACACCGAACAAGGGCACAAUCCGAUCUUAGUAGAACAUUGAACUGACCUGCUUUGUUGUACACCAUGCCGACCCCGGAGUAUGGACCACAGGGUGUAUGGCCAUCUCUAUGGUCUCCUUUCUCGCACAAAUUAGUCCUGUCGUAUUGCCCGUGGCAUAUCUGCGAGUGCGGCUUAUCUGCCCGAAAAUUUUCAAAACGUUCCUAAAAACGGGUCCUGCGGCUUAGCUCCGGUGCGGCUUAUACGCGUGGAAUUGCGGUACACAUCACCACUCACUUCACAGAUCACGAGGCAGUACCUGUCACUCUAAAGUAGUUGUGCAUAUAUCAGCAGUAAAAGUGUCAACAUCCACACACAACAGCUACCGCUCAAAUUCGCGUUACACAAUCGUAACCGUCCUGUAAUUUUUUAAAUUCCUGAAACAAGCAAAUGCAUUGAGAUAUCCAUCGCCAGAUUUUGCUAUUGCAAGUGAGUCAAAACCAUGUGCAUCUUUAGCGCUAUGAGGGUAAGCCACAUUUCACGUUGGAGGGCCAUGUGCGUUCGCGAUGAAGCUGAUUGGAGUAAGUGCUGAUCUGCUGGCCAGAUGACCUGCUUUGCAGUCCAGAUAAGCCAUGGAAGUCAAAUAUGGUGUCCAUUUUGCACUUCCGGUGCGCUUGGUUUCGGUUCAUUUGCACAGCAAAAUUUGGCGUGGAUGCAUUAAAAUACGUGCCUGUUUCGGUUUUUGAAGGAAUAGCGUGACUUGAGUAAUGACAGAGCCAAAUUCUGCUACUAUCUCACAUUUCCUCAAAAACCUUUAAUUGUAAAGUUAAUUAAUAGAUUUUAGGUAAUUAGUCAUACAGUAGUUAGAGUUGCAUACUACUAGUUACUUUAGUUAGUUACUAGUAGUUACAUACUCUGUCUGACAGAAUGUCCACCUUCCUGUAUAAUCGGCCUGCAAAAAUGGCAUCUGUUCUGCUCUCAAAGCUUUCUUAUUAAAAAUCUGUAAUGGAUAAAAAAUAACGCCAUGCGUAGCAAAAUUUACUCAUGCACAGUGGAGGCAAUUUGUAGUACAGGGUUACCCACGAUCAAGUACAGUAUUUCUUCCACUCCGUAGAAGGUACUGCAGGAACAGAAGGAGCCCAGACUUGUGUGUCAGUGAUGUACGGAUAGGAUUCUUUGCUUUAGGGGGGUAAAAAUCAUAAUUUUUCAAAUGCAAAUUCUGGGAAAAAUGGAGCGUUUUCUGUCAUGGUGCUUUAUGUUAUUGGAAGUUUUGAGGUGCAAUUAAAAUCGUGUGAAUCAAGCUGCCCAUCAUUCUGCCACGGGUUCUCCACGUUGCCCUCUCUGUCGGCAUCCUCCGGCAACCACCCUGCAGGGCCGCUGACCCCCAGGUUACAUUCGGGUCUCUCGUACAGGGGCUUCGCGCAUGCCUAUCCCACACGUGUAUUCCCACAGCAGAGACGCACUGCCACCCGCGUGCACCCUGCUGAAGCACGAGAUCCUGCGGGCACGGGAUCCUGCGGGCACGGGAUCCUGCGGGCACGGGAUCCUGCGGGCACGGGAUCCUGCGGGCACGGGAUCCUUGCGUCAAGGUGACUGCGCAUUCCGAGAGAGGCAUGUCCAAGAUGCCCCAGCAAUUUUGGGAUUGCAUUUCAGAAACAAACUUUAUCGUACCUCGAUUGUAACGCACUGACCUUGACAGAGUACGAAAGAUAAGACGCUACACAUUUGCGAGUGUUUCACCCCGUCUUGUUUACAUACACAUAAUCACUUGCAUGCGACACAAGUCAUCAUUCGUUCAACGCCUCUCUGACCUCUGAACAUAGCACAGCUGAGAGAAUGUUCUUCCGGUGUCGCAGCUGCCGCAAAGCAAGCGCAACAAAUUUUGCGCAACACGGGCUAAAUCUGGGACGCGAUCCACAGCAUCAUUCCAAAAUGCACAGGUGGUGUGAUUCAUCCCUUACGUGCCUUACUGUGGCGGUACCUGAAGUUGAAAGACCUCGCGGAAUGCGGGGAGAACUCUGGUUACACCCGAAUUUUAGAAAGUUGGUUCAGGGUGCAAAUAUCGCGCGAAAUUGUCACGGUCUCUCAAUACGUACUCUCUCUAGUCAAGAAUCUCCGGCGAAAAACUCCUUAGGGUGCGCCACAGCCGCGCGAUGGCGUUCUGGUAGUUUGGGGGGCACUCCCCGGCAGUGGUCACAUUGCCGCUGCCUUGGCGCGCCCGCUUUUGUGAAGGUGCCUGGCAGUACUUGAGCGUGUGUUUGGCCUCGUAUACAGUGUAUCGUGGUGCAGUACAGCCCGCCUCAUGUCUGUUGAACAGAGGACUUUGUACAACAGCGGACACUGUCUUUUUUUAUUUAUUUAACCGUGCCCGCCACCAGCCAUGGCAUAACUAGUGGUACAACAAUAUGUACAUGCAAACACAAUAAAAUCUUUUUUUUUACAUAACAUAUAUGUCAGACACAAUGUCACCGUAUCUACAAAUUACAAAAAAGAACAGAAAAGGAAAUGUCGUGCUGUUUGGCAUGCACGUUAUGCUGACCUUGUAAAAGAGAGAUAGGAGAACUAGCAAUCAGAGGUCAACAUAAAGUAAGUCCCGAGAUCGGUUACAUCCCAAACAUAAGCAGUUAACCAUUCAAGGUGUGUGAGAUAGGAUGUGAUGAGCAGCCGCGUACCUGUUGCUAUACGCUAUGUAAAUGCUAAAUUUUAGUUUAUAUUUAUUUUCAUUCAUUUUUCCUUGUGUUUUAUUUUUUUCAUUUCAGCCCCCCUGAAAGAAAGACCGUGGCACUUUUUUUUUUUUUUUUCAGUGACAACAUAAAAGUGAUACAUUAAGGCUGAACGGCCAUCCGGAUCAUAGCCGAAGCUAGUACAAUCCGUAGAAACAUGUCAAACAAAUACAUGACAGCAGUAUACACUGAACCACAAAACUACUACACUAAAAAUAUGCAAGCCACAAAAAUUCUAAACAAUGUUAUCUGUGUUGAUUUAUGACCAGUACUGUGAAGUAAGUGCCUAUGUAGUAAUGCUAAUUUAAAGUUCCUAGAUGAAAUUACAGAUAGUGGUAAGGAAUUCCACUUAAUUAUGCCUUGAUAUUGUACAGUAUGCAUCCCAUGCUCAUUCUAUUGAUGUUGCACUAAGAGAUUAUGCCCAAACACGGAGCGGCUGGUGCGAGUUACAGAGGAAAAAUGAAGACCUUGAGCUAGCCCUUCAGUAAUAAUACAUUUCCUUAUCAUCAGUACAGUCCUUUCAAAACACAAUGUGUUAAAUGACAGAAUGCACAGUGUCUCAUACAAAGGUAGACAUGAUUGUCUAGGAUGUGCAUUCAAUAUUGCACAAAUUAUACGGUUUUGAAGAAGUUCAAUGGGUCUUAAGUAAGUUUUAUAAGUGUGCCCCCAUGAUUCAACGCAAUAUAAGAGGUGACCUUGGACUAAUGAGAAAUACAGAGUUCUUAAGACAGCCAAAGGGAAGUUUUUUAUCACCCUGUACAAAGCGCCAUGCGCUUGAGAUAACUUAGAACAUACUUGUGAAAUAUGUGGCUUCCAGUUAAGAUGGGAGUCUAGCACAACACCCAGGUACUUAUUACUAUUAAGGCGUUCGAUGGGUAAGCCCUUGAUCAUAAUAUCAAAUUUUGUUAAGUCAACACUUUUACGGUGCGAAUGAAAUACUAUGUAUUUUGUCUUCGAUAUAUUUAGCUCAUGGGCAUUGUUUUCUAACCAUUCGAGAAGCAAUGGCAUAAAAGAAUCAAUGUUGGUUCGAAUUGUAUCUAUACAUUUGCCAGUAAAAAACAACACCGUAUCGUCAGCAUACAUAAUGCAAUUUGAAGAGGUUCCACUAGGAAAGUCAUUCACGUACAAAAUAAACAAAGAUCCCAAGGCCGAGCCCUGGGUAACGCCAGUAUCUAUUGGGAGUGACGAAGAGUGGUGUCCGGCAAUAGAUACAGUUUGUGUUCUAUUGUUGAGGUAACUGGAGAAAAACCCUAAAAAGUGUCCUUUUAUACCAUAUUUAGACAAUUUAGCGAGGAGGAUAUUGUGUUGAACUGUAUCAAAGGCCUUCUUCAAGUCUAAAAAAAUGCCAACACAUUAUUCACCUCUAUUAAUAUGUAGUACUGUUGAUAAUUUCAGUUGCUGAAAGUACAGCAAUAGCUGUGAACCUCAACCUGCGAAACCCAUGUUGGUUUAGGCUGAUUACAUUGUGUUUUCAAAAAAAUGUGUCAAUCUAGAGAACAGUACUUUUUCGAAAAUUAUGUUAAGCGCACUUAACACGGAAAUUGGGCGGUAAUUAGUAAAAUUAUUAUAGUCGGCAUUUUUAUAUACUGGUACCACUCUAGCACUUUUCAAGAUAGCUGGAUAGCGAGCCUCAGCAAUAGAAGAAUUAAAAACUGUAGCCAGCACUGGACAUAGGAUAUCUCUAUCCUGUCGUAUUACCUUCAUAGUGAUAUUGUCACUGCCAGGCGAAGUAUUAUCAGAGCACUUAUUUAUAGCCUCGGGAAUAUCGUCACAUGUAACACCGAACAGUGCAAACGUAUUCACAUUGUCAUUAUAAGCAUGACCUGGGACACAACCAAUUUGGUUUCCACGUGAAAAGCCCAAGUUAACAAAGAACCCACUAAAAUGCUCGCACAAUAAGGUCAGAUCAUCAGUCGUCGUAGGCAAUACUUGCUUUGGUAAUUUCUUUCCCAUAGCCUCAUUUAUAAUCCGCCAUACUAGACGGGGAUUACUGCUUGUCCGUAUUAGCUGACAAUAAUAUUCACGUUUACGCUCUCUGAUCAUCUUAACCGAGAUGUUACGAUAAUAACUAUAUUUCUUUUUGAAGUGCUGAUUUUGAUUAUCCCGUUUGAACUUACUGCCCAAUAAUUUUUUUCUCUCAAAAUUUCCAAGAUGGGAGCUGUCACCCACGGGCAUAACGGCCUAUCGUAAUAAUCAGCGCAUGUGUAAACACUGGCUUCAGUUAUUGCUUUUUGAAUUAGUGAGGUGACGUGAAUUUGUGCGAAUUAAUCUGCAGCAACUCAAGUCCGAACGUGCAACACACAUUUCUCUUAGCUAGUGAGUGAUGGAGAAGUACCAACUACUCAAGUACAUUUCUCAAUUCUUUUACUUUACUUUAAGUACAUUUCAAAUCUUGUACAUUGUACUGUGCUUAGUGUGCUAUUUUUGCAGUACUUUCUGAUCACGUACUCAAGCACCCAAACUUGCACUCCACACAAAAAAUCACAAAAAAGUAUUAAAAAUGCACCGUACUAAAAGCGCUAAAAUGACAGUAACAAAACAAACUGAUAGCGCUAUAUGUGUGUCUUCCUCCUUUUACCAUCAUUUUGGCGCUUUUAGCGGGAUGCAGCACCAACAGUCCCAGUCGGACAUUUUACCAAACAAGCUUAUUUGAUGAAGAAAAUUAAUUGUUGAGAAACGUGAAAUGUUAAAAAAGUACCAAUGCUUCUAUGCAAAGACACACCCGCACACAUUGUGACAUUGCGAACGGCAGCAUGAUGACUUGGUCACCAAGAAUGUAGAAAUGAAAUAAUUUUCAAUCAAAAGCGACGUACAGUCAAUUGUCACUUCAGUUCUCUCAAUGCAUGGUUGUAGUGCUUUUUUUAAAUAUUGUUUCCUUCACUGGCAAUUAAUAAUCAUUCUAUAUCACAAUGUGUGAUUGGAUUACAUGGUGAAGUGAAGUAACAAUCUGAAAAAUACAUACUUUUAAUUUUUACAUUUCGCGUUUGCUUAAUUUGUCACAUCUGGAUUACGUUGCUCCAGAUUACAGUCGUAUAAAAAUGAAGUAUUACAUUGUGCUUCAUGUUUUCUUUUGUUAUUUUUUUAUGUUGUGUUUCGAAAAGCAGCAAGGAAUGUCCAGAAGUGUAUAAUCUCUAUUGGCUUGUGUUCUCUGCCGGAGUUCCCUGACCAGAGAGGGUAUUGAGAGACUGUGACCCUAUGUAUGGAGUAAAAAAUUAUGUCACAAUUUUCCAGCUUCCAGAUCUGUCUUAGUAAAUUAUGAAAACUUAAAACCACAUCUUUCCUAUACAUUGUCAUUACUCUAUUCUCUCUUUUGCUUUUAGCUGUCAGGGCAUCAGUGAUUACUUUUAGUUAAUUCUAAAAGGCAUAUUCAGUAGAAGUGUACAACGGAAGUGCGUCUUAUGCCUCAAUAUUGUAAACAUGCAGUAAAAUAAAGAUUAACAAAAUUUCCACUACUCUGAAGGCGUGCCAGCCCACAUACGCUCUAGGCUUAGCAAGCAAUACAGGCAUCGUGCAACACAUAAAAGGGGCACGAUGCUCUGUCACGACUGCGCUGCCAACGGCAGUCUUGGUGCCAUGCGGCAUGACUACAUGCUGCCCACUCCAUGCCAAUGGAUGGGCAUGUGAGCAGUGGUGACAACAGCUUGUUUUUCGGGUUGGGAACACUGUUCACAAACAAAAAGGAGGCGAAUUGCACAAAAGCAGCCAUGUUUUUAAUGUAUCUGAUGGUGCACACUAAAUAGAAUACAUUCUAGUAAAAGUAUCAUUUUGUUUGCAUGCGACCUAGUGCAUAGAAUGCAAAGAAUAAAAGGAAAAUAAUGGCAGGAGUUGCAGGUGACCUAAAAAGAGCCUGGUUUGUUGACUGACAGCACCCCCCCCCCCCCCCCCCCCCCCCCCCCCUUCAGCCCUGAUGUCCCGCCUUGGGGCUGUAGGAGUGUGGUCACUAUGUGCAUGUAGCUAUAAAAUGCCUCCACUGUCCUUUGCGUCAACAUUUUAUGUGGUUGCUAAUAGUCUCCUACAGGUGGAACAAACAACUGUGAUAGCAAACACUACUCACGUGAAACUGCGAAGCACGCGAGAUUGAUUUAUGUAUAUUCUGCUACCAAAGUUGUCCUCUGUGCUUUUUUUUUUUUUUUUUUUUUUUGUUUGCAUAUUUUCACAUUCCUUCCAUAAUGUGCAGCCUUGCAUUAAAGGAGCACUGAGGUGACCCCCCAAUUUUUUAUUUUAUUUAUUUAUUUUUGUUUUCCUGCGGAAUGUUCUCCAUCGAAUAAAAUGAGCUCCUGCGAAAGAACGAUGAGCACAGGUGACCUACAGAGUGGGCACGAGUCCUCUGUUCUGCACUCCUUUCAAAAAUCCUCUCCUCGUUAAAAUAGCACUUCACAGAGGACGUCAUGACAUAACGUGAUCCCCCGGCACAUCAUUCGUGACGUACAACGGCACAGCUCAGACAUGUAUAAGCGGUGCAUGAGACGAGAAAAAAAAAGUGCUCUGGGCCGUCUCUUCGUCACGCAAGGAUGGUGUCGGCUGUCCACGGCUGCUCUCUCAGACUGUUUUUGUAAAUCUGAUCGUGCAGCUAUAAUACACCGCAGAGCAGAAAUACUUUGCAUGUUGACUCCUGGUGGACAGCUUCUUGACGGACGAGGUAGAGUCCUUCCCCCCCCCCUCCCCGCCUUGGGAAAAUUGGCGUGCUACGUCUAUGGUGUGGUAUCACUCAGGAUACUUAGUUUUUUUAUCACAAAUAAGCUAUAGCUGUCUACUUCCUGCUGGGGUUCCAUAAUGGGCACCUGCAAACUUUACAAACAUCUUUUCUUCUUUUUAAUCAUUAGCAGAUUUGAUUAGAGAUGCAUAGUGGAGGGUUUGUGUGCUUUUCAAUCUGCUACAAGUUUUAGAUGAUAAAGGCAUACUGUUAAAUAUCCAAUCAAUUUUGUACAGUUUAGAAACUAGCCCAUUGUAAUAAAAACUUGUUGCACAUACA